AUGAUGUCUGUUGUGCAGGAGUGUGCAUUUGCCUUUCACUACUCGGCAAAGCGGCUAGAAGCAUUCUUCGACGAGUUGCAGGAUGACGAAGACGUCAAAGAGGCGAUGGACAGGAAAACUAAAUUGAAGUCUCUCUGUGAGACCAGGUGGAUAAGCCGGUCUGACGCUCUAACUACUUUUAAAACAGCGUUCCCUGUUGUUGUCCAUACUCUGGAGCAUCUUGUCACACAACACGACGACAAAGCAGCUAUAUAUCUGUCCUCCAUUCUACGAUUUGAUUUUAUUGUAGGUCUAGUUGCUUGUGAGCACAUCUUACGCCUGGUUGUUCAUUUAUCAUUCUUCUUACAGGAUCCAAAAUGCGAUAUGCUUUCCGCUAUCGAAGAGUGUCGUAUUGUUCUGACACAGCUUAAUGAUGCUAGAAAUGAUCAGCAGGUGUGGGACGCCCUUUUCGAAGAAUCAGUGUCUUUAGCUGAUCAAUUUGAUGUAGAGCCCACGAUGCCCCGACGAGCCGGUCGACAACAGAACAGAGCCAAUAUUCCUGCUGUUACACCCUCCGAAUACUGGAGAAAGGUUCUGUUCUACGUUUUUAUUGAUCACCUCGUGCAGCAGCUAGAGGACAGGCUUUUAGGGGCUGAGCAACGGUUUCAGGCAUUUUUUCUUCUCCCCUCAAAAAUCCAGGGUCUUACCAACGAAAAAGUGCUGUCCAUUUUCGAUACAUUCAAAACCGACGUUGUUGGGAAUGUGGAGACAUUUCGAGCUGAAGUUGAGCGCUGGAAGGUGAAAUGGCAGAUGCAUGCAGUUGUUCCAAGCUCAAUUGUCGAAGUUCUAGAUAAUACGAAUUCCACUCUUUAUCCAUCGAUAUCUGCCAUUCUCAUGGUCCUUUUAACCAUGCCUGUUGCAACUGCAACUGUCGAGCGAUCGUUCAGCGUUCUGAAGCGCGUGAAGACAUAUUUAAGUUCAACUAUAAACCAGGAACGGUUAUCAUCUCUCGCCUUACUUCACAUCCACCGAGAUGUACCCAUUGAGAUCGAUGCCAUUUUGAAUGAUUUUGCGGCGGCAAAAAGUCGUAAAUGGAAAUUCUUUUAG
Saccostrea cuccullata (small rock oyster) is the source of this 1086-nucleotide messenger RNA. RefSeq names its product zinc finger MYM-type protein 1-like. Lineage: Eukaryota; Metazoa; Mollusca; Bivalvia; Ostreida; Ostreidae. The record is from RefSeq and is a predicted model, not a curated record. The transcript has a single exon. Bases 1 to 1086 code for a protein of 361 amino acids. Gene Ontology annotation, molecular function: protein dimerization activity.